CCUCUCCCUUCUCACUCAUUCCCUCUCUUUUCUUUUCUUCCAAAAACCAAAAGAAAACAUCAAUAUCUCACAACACAAUUCCAUUGCAACAUAAAUUCGCAUCAAAAGCAACCAUUCAUUCACUCUCUAGUACCUCUCUAUCUCUCUCUCUAAUACAGAGAUAUACAGAGCAGACUUCUUUUUAGAUCCCAACCCAACCCAUCCCAAGACUUCAAAAACAAUGGCUUCUUCAGCAGCUGCUGCUACAACUUCUAGCACAUGGGUCAAUCCCAAACGAGCUCAUGCUCAUCAUCCCUCUUCAUUAAUGGAUUUGGGCUGCAGUUCCAAGUCCAUAAGCUUAAAGAGGCCCAGUAGAAGAGCCCAUCUCCAUUGCUCUCUGCAGACUCCUUCACUGCUCCGUUUCCCAAAGCAAUCCUCCUCCUCCACAACUCCCUCUCCCGCUAUUACUACUAGUACUACUACCCUCCCCAAGCCCAAACCCAAACCCAGAAACAAAGAAGAUUCAUCAUCGUCACUCCCCGCCAACUACAACACCAAUAAGGCUUCGCCUGCUCCUCCUCCUCCACAGUGGAAUCUGCUCCAACGUGCUGCUGCCAUGGCGUUGGAUGCCGUCGAGGCCGCCUUGAUAUCCAGCGAGCGCCAGCACCCACUCCCCAAGACAGCCGACCCAACCGUUCAAAUCGCCGGCAAUUUCGCACCAGUGCCCGAGCAACCUGUCUCCCAUUCCCUCUCCGUCUCUGGCCGUAUCCCCGAUUGCAUUCAAGGCGUCUACGUUCGUAACGGCGCCAAUCCCCUGUUCGAGCCCGUCGCCGGUCACCAUUUCUUCGAUGGUGACGGCAUGGUUCACGCUGUUAGCAUCCACGACGGCUCCGCUAGCUACGCUUGCCGCUUCACUGAGACGCAGCGUUUCGUUCAGGAACGAGCCCUUGGCCGCCCUGUCUUUCCGAAGGCCAUUGGUGAGCUUCACGGCCACUCUGGUAUUGCUCGGCUCCUUCUCUUCUAUGCCAGAGGACUUUUCGGGAUUGUCGAUCACACCCAGGGAACCGGAGUUGCCAACGCUGGCCUUGUUUAUUUUAACCGUCGUCUUCUUGCCAUGUCCGAGGACGAUCUCCCUUACCAAGUUCGUAUCACUCCCUCCGGUGACCUUGAGACAGUCGGCCGCUACGACUUCCAGGGUCAGCUCCGGUCCGCCAUGAUUGCUCACCCCAAGCUCGACCCAGUCUCGGGCAAGCUCUUUGCUCUCAGCUACGAUGUCGUUCAGAAGCCAUACCUUAAGUACUUCAGCUUCUCCCCAGAUGGCCAGAAGUCACCUGACGUCGAGAUUCCUGUUGCUGAGCCCACCAUGAUGCACGACUUCGCAAUCACCGACAGGUUUGUGGUGAUACCCGAUCAGCAGGUGGUGUUCAAGCUCCAGGAGAUGAUCCAAGGUGGCUCUCCGGUCGUCUACGACAAGAACAAGAUUUCCCGGUUCGGAAUCUUGGACAAGAACGCCGUCAACGCUUCGGGGAUCAGAUGGGUCGAAGCGCCCGAUUGCUUCUGCUUCCACCUCUGGAACGCUUGGGAGGAGCCCGAGACCGACGAGGUCGUUGUCAUCGGUUCCUGCAUGACCCCGCCGGACUCCAUAUUCAACGAAUGCGAAGAGGGUCUGAAGAGCGUUCUCUCAGAGAUUCGUCUCAAUCUAAGGACCGGUAAGUCCACCCGUCGAUCCAUCAUCUCCGACUCCCAACAAUUGAACUUGGAAGCCGGAAUGGUGAACCGGAACCGAUUGGGGAGGAAGACCCAGUUCACCUAUUUAGCAAUUGCCGAGCCAUGGCCGAGAGUUUCUGGCAUCGCCAAGGUAGACCUCACCACCGGAGAAGUGAACAAGUUCAUUUAUGGAGACCGAUGCUACGGUGGCGAGCCAUUCUUCCUGCCGAGGGACCCCAACAACUCGGAAAGAGAAGAUGAUGGCUACAUACUGGCUUUCAUGCACGACGAGAAGACAUCAAAAUCAGAGCUUCUGAUUGUAAACGCCAUUAAUUUACAGUUGGAAGCUUCAGUCAAGCUACCUUCUCGAGUUCCAUACGGUUUCCACGGCACGUUUAUAAAUUCCAAAGAUUUGGAGAAACAGGUCUAAAGCCUACAGAUUCUGGCACACCCUUAAUUCCGUCCUAGUACAGAGGAGACUUUACCUGAGGGAUACUUUUGGAUUACAUCCCCGGAGUCUUCUCCCAACACCUCCACUUAUCACGAAUCACAAAUCACAACCCCUUUCUGGGUUUUACCUCUACCUUCUUCAAAUUUCAUUUUUGCUUAGUUUUCUCUUUUCUUUUUCAGCAUGAGAGAGAAGUUUUGAUAGAAACCAGCUUGUAGCUUUUGGACUGUAGGUAGAGAUGGAGCUCAGCUGGUUUCUGUUUAUUCUUUUCUUCUUUCUUUCUUGCUUCCCCACUUUCUGUUCUCUUUGUGUACUUGAUUGAUGUCUAUGUGUUGUUCUUUGUGUAACAUAAAAACAGAGGAUGUCUUUCAUUAA
Messenger RNA from Nelumbo nucifera (sacred lotus), 2509 nucleotides. NCBI's taxonomy places the organism in Eukaryota, Viridiplantae, Streptophyta, Magnoliopsida, Proteales, Nelumbonaceae. The record is from RefSeq and is a predicted model, not a curated record.